AUGAAUUUAUUUACAGGAAUAUUACUCGGUUUAGUAGUUGUCGUGCUGAUAGUAAAAGCAAACCCCAAACCACAGACUGUCUCUAAGGAAGUUGUAGAUCAAGUUCAAAAGAUGAUCGACGACAAUCCAGUAUUUGUGGCUUCCAAGAGUUACUGUCCUUACUGUAAGGAAACUUUGAAUACUUUGUUUGAAGUUUUGAAGGUCCCAGUUGCUGAUGCUUUGGUCCUACAAUUGGAUACCAUGGAUGACGGUGAUCAGAUUCAAGUGGCUUUGAAGCAAUUAAACGGUCAAAGAACUGUUCCAAGCAUUUAUAUAGGUCAAGAAUUUAUUGGUGGUAACAGUGACUUACAAAAACUGUAUACUUCUGGCGCUUUAAAGACCAAAUUAGAAAAAGUCGUUAGAAUUUAA
Molecule: messenger RNA, 408 nt
Organism: Maudiozyma barnettii
Lineage: Eukaryota; Fungi; Ascomycota; Saccharomycetes; Saccharomycetales; Saccharomycetaceae
Gene: GRX2
Product: dithiol glutaredoxin GRX2
Exons: 1
Coding region: 1-408 (135 amino acids)
Biological process (GO): cellular response to oxidative stress
Cellular component (GO): cytoplasm; nucleus
Molecular function (GO): glutathione disulfide oxidoreductase activity
Source: RefSeq, a predicted model, not a curated record